GGCUUUGGCCCCGCCUGGGGCAGGAUGGUGAAUCUGGAACCCAUGCACACAGAUAUCAAGAUGAGUGGGGAUGUAGCGGAUUCCACAGACGCUCGCAGCACUCUCAGUCAGGUGGAGACAGGAAAUGAUCGAAAUGGCCUAGAUUUCAGCAGGCAGAUUAAAACUGAGGACCUCAGUGACUCCCUGCAGCAGACCCUCUCACAUCGGCCAUGCCACCUGAGUCAAGGACCUGCCAUGAUGUCCGGAAACCAGAUGUCUGGGGACAUGACCUCCCUCCAUCCGCUCCAGCAGCUCGUGCUAGUUCCCGGCCACCUACAGUCUGUCUCCCAGUUCCUGCUAUCUCAGACCCAGCCUGGACAGCAAGGUCUGCAGCCAAAUCUUCUCCCCUUUCCACAGCAACAAGGCUCUCUCCUCCUCCCGCAGACUGGGCCUGGCCUGGCGUCCCAGGCAGUUGGGCACCCCGGGCUGCCAGGAUCCUCUUUAGAACCCCACCUGGAAGCGUCCCAGCAUCUCCCAGUGCCCAAGCAUCUACCCAGCUCGGGAGGGGCCGACGAGCCCAGUGACCUGGAAGAGCUGGAGAAGUUUGCCAAGACCUUCAAGCAGAGACGCAUUAAGCUGGGCUUCACACAGGGAGACGUGGGGCUAGCGAUGGGAAAGCUUUACGGCAAUGACUUCAGCCAGACCACCAUCUCACGAUUUGAGGCCCUCAAUCUGAGCUUCAAGAACAUGUGCAAACUGAAGCCGCUGCUGGAGAAGUGGCUGAAUGAUGCAGAAUCCUCUCCAUCAGACCCCUCUGUGAGCACCCCCAGCUCUUACCCCACCCUCAGCGAAGUGUUUGGUAGGAAGAGGAAGAAACGGACCAGCAUCGAGACCAACAUCCGUCUGACUCUAGAGAAGAGAUUUCAAGAUAACCCCAAACCCAGCUCAGAGGAGAUCUCCAUGAUUGCAGAGCAGUUGUCCAUGGAGAAGGAGGUGGUGAGGGUCUGGUUCUGCAACCGACGCCAAAAGGAGAAGCGAAUCAACUGCCCUAUGGCCACACCCAUCAAAUCACCCAUUUACAACUCCCGACUGGUCUCUCCCUCUGGGGCUCUGGGCCCCCUCUCUGUCCCUCCUGUCCACAGCACCAUGCCUGGAACAGUAACGUCAUCCUGUUCCCCUGGGAACAAUAGCAGGCCUUCGUCUCCUGGCUCAGGACUCCACGCCAGCAGCCCCACUGCAUCUCAAAAUAACUCCAAAGCAGCAGUGAACUCCUCCUCCAGCUUUAACUCUUCGGGAUCUUGGUACCGAUGGAAUCAUCCCACCUACCUCCACUGAGACCAAAAAGUUUCUCCUGUUCCACCUGGCCCUGUAUUCCCCACUGGAAGGGAGGGAAUCACACCUUCUCUGUAUGGACAGAUUACUUUCAGAAGAGUGGCAGAGAAUCCCCACUAUCAAUGAACCCAAAUUCUUGCCUUCUUCAGGAGCGAGGGCCUCUGGAGAUCCAAACUGUGACUGACCCAUGUGCUGACUCCUAGUGCUCUUGAAAUAUGUACCCCUCCUAGGAGUUUGCCACUUUCCCCUUCCUUGUCUGUGCCCUUAUCCUCUAGUUCUAAAUAUUUUAGACGGCUUCACUGUGGCAGUUAUCUUUAGAGAAAGGACUUCUUACCAUGAUUCUCCAACUCAUCUGUGGGCUUCUGGGGACAGCCAUUGGCUCAGUGUGCCAAACAACCAGAAGGGGAGACAACGAUUUUGACUCUGAACUUAGCCACAAUCUCUGAACUGAUUCUAAAAUCUGUGGAAAGAUUUGAAUCUGAUGUCUCCGCCAAAGCCUUGAUGGUUUCUCUGUUCAGCAAAGUUGUCUGACUGAAUCAUCGUUUCACCCCAUUUUCCUUUUAGCCCUGCCCCCCUUUCUAGAACCAAAUCCAUCAAUGAUUGAGUUCUCCAAGUUCCCUUCUCUUGACAGACGGCUGAGCCACCUUCAGUCCCCAGGUGCAUCUCUCUGCCCACAGCUGCUCUCCUGUCUGCUACACCUGCCUGGAGUUCAGCAGUGCUCGUUCCUCCUCUCCUUCCCUCUGUUUCUCCUCAUCUCGUCCUCUCUCCCUUCUCCUGGCUGCAGAAAGAAGAACACAAAAGCCAACAUGCAACAAUUAUGCUGGCAAAAUACUUGUAUAUAGCCCUUUCCUGUUUUUACAUUAUAUUCUUCUCUCCUUCUUGUGGAGUUUUCCAGCAAAAUGUUUAACUCAGGUGUGAAUUUUGAGGAUGUCUC
Molecule: messenger RNA, 2245 nt
Organism: Diceros bicornis minor
Lineage: Eukaryota; Metazoa; Chordata; Mammalia; Perissodactyla; Rhinocerotidae
Gene: POU2F3
Product: POU class 2 homeobox 3
Exons: 13
Coding region: 25-1314 (429 amino acids)
Biological process (GO): regulation of transcription by RNA polymerase II
Cellular component (GO): nucleus
Molecular function (GO): DNA-binding transcription factor activity, RNA polymerase II-specific; RNA polymerase II cis-regulatory region sequence-specific DNA binding
Source: RefSeq, a predicted model, not a curated record